CUGAUAUUAGAUAGAAGACUUCCCUUAUAAAUACCUUGAAAAGUGAUGAACAAAGGAUCAAACACGAAGUUAUCUAUCUUUCUCAACAUAUACCAUCCUUCCUCAUCUACCUAUUUAUAUUUUUCCGGCUCUCCAUCUGGCUAAGCCCUCCUCCCAUCACCAUUUCUCAUUUUUUAUCUCCUUCCUUGCUGAUACUUUGUAUCAACAGAAACAAUGUCCAAAAAUCUUCUCUCCAAGUUAUAAAAAUGCAUAUUUUUUUAUACAAGUUAAUAAUAAAAAAGCAUAAAAUGAGCUAAUCCGAUUUUCGGGCCGGGGGGGGGGGACCAUUGAAGUUGUGUAUUACUUUAUUGAAUCUCUUCCACUUUGUCAGACAAGGAUUCAUCCAAUCUUUAUUCCCAACAGACAGCUUGAUUUUUUUCGUUAUUUUUUUAAACCUUUAAACAAACAUAUUCCCUAUCACUUUCUCUCCUAUACAUAUACAUAUACAUAUACAUAUACAUAUACAUAUACAUAUACAUAUACAUAUACAUAUACAUAUACAUAAGCUCACUUCCCCCUUCCAUUUCUCUACACAAAACAAACCAACCCCUUCCCAUCUUUCACAACAUAUUUCCAUGGCGAAUUUGAUGAUAAGGAAUCAAACCAGAAUGCCCCCUUCAAAUCCAACACCACCACUAUCCAUUCACAGGGAUUCAAAGACUAUAUCAAAGCCAAAGCCAAAGAUACGCAUAAUACACAUAUUUGCACCAGAGAUCAUCAAGACUGACGUAGCCAACUUCAGAGAACUGGUGCAAAGACUUACCGGGAAACCGCCUCAAGAAAAGGGUUCCAAAAGAAAACCCAGAAAAGACCAUAGUUUCUGCGACAAGUCAGUGUCGACGGCAGCCAUGGCGAGCAAGAAAAUGGAGGUGAGACGUGGGUUUGUCCUAGGCUUGGAAACGAGAGAAAGGGUGGUUAAGGAAGAAGAAGGUAUGUUAUGGGGUAACAUUGGUGAUAAUUCAAGUGGUUUCUUGGGUGAUUUGGAUGGGUUUAUUCAACAACUUGGUGAAUUUCCUUUGCUCCCUUUGGAUGCUUCUAAUGAUCAUAUGCAUGGAUUUGAAGAAGUUCAACUUGUAUAAAAAUUCAUUCCUUUUUUUUUUUUUUUUUUACUUGGGUUUGCUUCAUUGUUCUUUUUUUUUUUUUUUUCUUUUGGUUUUUUAUAAUAUAUCAUUGAAGAUGUUUCUAGGGUGGGGGGUUUUAGGUAUAGUUUUAACUUAUUUUUAUGCACCUGUUUGUCUGUCUCUAAUCGUAUUAUCUCUGCUGUAAAUAUAAGAAAUGUUAUUGACGUAA
Gossypium arboreum is the source of this 1329-nucleotide messenger RNA. Its product is annotated as VQ motif-containing protein 17-like. The transcript has a single exon. Gene Ontology annotation, cellular component: nucleus. Bases 615 to 1118 code for a protein of 167 amino acids. NCBI's taxonomy places the organism in Eukaryota, Viridiplantae, Streptophyta, Magnoliopsida, Malvales, Malvaceae. The record is from RefSeq and is a predicted model, not a curated record.